GUAUUUUUUCGGGCUGGCACCUUGGCCCGAUUGGAGGAGCAGAGGGACGAACAGACCAGCAAGAACCUGACCCUGUUCCAGGCAGCUUGCCGGGGUUACUUGGCCCGCCAGCACUUCCAGAAAAGAAAGGUCCAAGACCUGGCCAUUCGCUGCGUCCAGAAGAACAUCAAGAAGAACCAGGGGGUGAAGGAUUGGCCGUGGUGGAGGCUCUUCACGGCUGUCCGGCCCCUUGUGGAGGUGCAGCUCUCCGAGGAGCAGCUUCGAGGCAAGGAGGACGAAAUCCAGCAGCUUCGGGGCAAGCUCGAGAAGGUGGAAAAGGAACGGAACGAGCUUCGGCUCAAUAGUGACCGGCUCGAGACUCGCAUCUCCGAGCUGACAUCAGAGCUGGCAGAUGAGCGAAACACCGGGGAGUCGGCCUCCCAGCUCCUGGAUGCCGAGGCGGCGGAGAGGCUCCGCGCGGAGAAGGAGAUGAAGGAGCUGCAGGUUCAAUACGAUGCACUGAAGAAGCAAAUGGAGGCCAUGGAGAUUGAGGUGAUGGAGGCCAGGCUUAUCCGGGCUACCGAGCUCAAUGGUGAGAUGGACGAUGACGACUCAGGUGGUGAGUGGCGCCUCAAGUACGAGCGGGCCAUUCGAGAAGUCGACUUCACCAAGAAGCGACUGCAGCAAGAGUUUGAGGACAAGUUGGAAGCGGAACAGCAGAGUAAGAGGCAACUAGAGAGGAAG
Molecule: messenger RNA, 723 nt
Organism: Gracilinanus agilis (Agile Gracile Mouse Opossum)
Lineage: Eukaryota; Metazoa; Chordata; Mammalia; Didelphimorphia; Didelphidae
Product: unconventional myosin-XVIIIa-like
Exons: 6
Cellular component (GO): myosin complex
Molecular function (GO): protein binding; cytoskeletal motor activity; ATP binding
Source: RefSeq, a predicted model, not a curated record